Chironomus riparius is the source of this 4957-nucleotide messenger RNA. The record is from the annotation of a GenBank genome assembly. Lineage: Eukaryota; Metazoa; Arthropoda; Insecta; Diptera; Chironomidae.
CAAAAAGGAAAAAAAGAAAAUAAAAUAAAAUUUUCUCUGUGUAUGUGUGCAGUGUGGAUUUCCUUCCUACAAAAAAAAAAAAUUGAAGAAAAGUCUAAGAAAAAAGAGAAAAAAAAAAUCAUAAUUAAAUUUUAUGUAUGAAAAGUGUUUUAAUGUGAAAAAUUUAAUCAAGGAGCAUUACGUUUAGUAUAUAAUUCACCCAAAGAUAAAGGAUUAACAGAUACCAAAUGCAUUGGAUUACAUUUAUGUUUCUUGCACUUUUUGGUCUCAUAUUUACAUUUUCCUUAAGUCAAGCAGUUGAAGUUCAUUUUGAAACACCAGAUAGUGGUUUUUUUCUGAAACACUCUCCUCGACAAAGUGUUGCAGAUGUUACAUCAAGCCAAUCAUCAAUUUUAUCAUCAUCAUCUUCAGUCACGACAUCAUCUAAAACAAUUGUGAAAUCACAAAAGGACACAAUUUUAUCAGUUGACAAAUUCACAGUCGUUCAAACCACACAACCCGUUUCAAUACGUGCCAGCUAUGGCCCAUUUUCUACGAAACAAACCGUACCUGCACGAUACAUAGUUCCAGAUCUAUCAGAAACCACUACUGAUGCAGCUGCAGUAACGACAACUCAAAAUGCAACUCAAGCAUUACUUGAUCUACAGCAACAAUCAAAUAUCCAUUUGGAUAUUUCAGCACAUUUAGUGCGUCUAACUGUUCCACGUGAUUCUCCAGUAUUAAGAGUUCUUUUUCAUGCUGGUGCUGAUCCUGGUGGACAUUUGCAAAGACAAAAGAUAUGCGUUCUUCUUCAUGUCUCCAUGCCAAAUCGUCAACCUUUGAAAGGUCGGUGCAUACCAGAAGGUGAAGACGGUGUAUGUGUUGCAGAAGUUGUUAUACCUUCAAGUUGGUGGCCUUUAAUGCCUCCACCAACAAAAGACGGCCAAAUAAAUUCUCCACCCAAAAGUCCUCAACGGUUUGUACAAGUUUCAUAUAGUGUUUUUGAACCACCGCCUAGAAAUCCUGAGCAAUGUGAACCAAAAGUUCAAAUUCAGCCACUGACUUCAUUUGCAAAGGUUUCAUUAGUGCAAGCAAUGGCGACUUAUCGUGAACUAAAAGCUGAUGACUUGUUGACAAUGAUGGUACCACAUCAGCCACUUUAUCCUUUAUCGAAAAUACAUGUCCCAGUUUUCCUUCAACAACAACCAGGACAAAAUGUUGCUGUUUUUAUUGUUCGAGCACGUGUUAAAGGUGGUAUGAAGAUAUUAGGAGCAAUAGCAUCAUCAGAUGAUUGGAAUAUAUCGGUUGAAAAAGAAAACACAAAACAUACAGUCGCAAGAGUUACUGCAUUUAGAAAAGAUCAAGACCCAGACAGCACAUCAAAGCAAUCAGAAGAUUUGAACGGAAAAAUUGUUGAAGUAUUUUCGUGGCUUUUGGAAGUAGCAAAUGAUACAAAGGAACAUUGGGAUGGCGCUCGAAUCGUUUGGUCUGUCAGUUAUGUUCAUGAUGGACCAAAAUCAAAAGACAUUUCUGCUGAAAUUCAGCCUAAUGAGGAGUCAAGAAAAAAACUAAUUGCUAAAUUAGAAAUCCAAAAGGAUGACAUUCAAUCUGUACUGCCGAUAUCGAAGAAUUGGGAAAUGAUGAACACUGCUGUUCUCACAGGAAGACAAGUGUCUCAAGUCAUGAAAGUGUUCAUUGUUACUCAGGCUGGAAAGGUUGCAGACGUGACUCUACAAAGCUCUUGCCAAGCAGAGGAUGAAAGUGUCAUUAAGGUGUCAUCUUCCUGCAGUUCUGUAUACAUAGAUGGAUCAGAACUAAGAGGUUCAUCGAAUGCUAGUAUUGUUGUUAAAUAUGGGACAUACAAAGGAUUGGCAAAAUUUACAGUUUGGAUGCCAGAAUUCCCUCUGGAAGUGUCUGUUACUGAUUAUCGAUUAUCACAAAUUAAGGGUUGGAAAAUUCCAGAAGAACAUAACAGUGUUAACGGAAAAACAAGUCGGCGAAAGAGAGCAUAUAAUUGGAAUCAUCAUAACGAAGAUUUUACAAAUGGAGUUGGAACGGAAAGAUCAUUAUGUCGUGCAAGAUAUCAACAGAGCUCAGUUGAUGUUUAUGCAAAAUUUGUUGCAGUUGAUCAAGAUUCUGGACGUGUGAGCUAUUUAAUAUCCCGACGAACAGGCUUGAGAGUAACUGAUAUUGUGCAACCCUUAUUACGAGUAGCAGAUCCCAAAAUUGCAUUGCUUCGUGGACGAACGUUACAAGGUCGUAUGAUGGGUCGCACAGAUGUUCAAGUUUUAUCUCCUAUUAAUGGGCGCGUUAUUGGAACAAAAGAAAUUCGUGUUGGAAGUGAUAAAGUCAGCAUUACAAGACUCAUAGUUCGCGUAAUUUCAGGCCUUCAAUUAUCUAUCACUCCUGAUAGUUAUGUUGAAAAUGGAUAUGUAGCAGAAACAUCGGUUACGAGAAAAUUAACAGCCCAAUAUCAAGAAGGUUUACUUGACAUUGAUAUUGAAUUUUCUGAUGGUCAAAGGACACCUUUAAGGGACAUAUCUGUCGAUGACUAUUUCUUACUUGUUGAAAGUUUGGACACCGAUGUUGUUGCGUUUGCUCCAAUGCUUGCAUCACACCAUCCUAGAGUUAUUGCAGUCGGCGAAGGAAAUGGUGAUUUGUUGCGAGUAACAUUGCUUCUCUCUGAAGAAUGCAGAUUGAGACGAAACAUUCAAAUGAGCAAGCAAAAUACUAAAAUAGCAAGUGGACCAUUAGCAAGCGCUCUCGCCUCCGUACAAGUGGAUUUUAGUACUUCAGAUCAAGCGCCAAAUAGACCUGAUACUGUUCAAAACGAUGGUAUAAGCGGAAGGGAACGAAAAUUUGGAAAAGAAAAGGAAAUAAAUGACUUAUCAGAUAUUUUAAUUGGUAUCCCGUUACGAGAUGAUAACAAUAAUGAAAAGCCAGCAGUUCAGGCCCGGAAGCAUGGCAGUGGUGGUUUGACUCCAAUUUCUGUAAUAUCUAAUAGUGGAAAAAGUCCUGUUCAUGCAGAUAUGACAACAUUAGAAGUCGGAAUGUAUGUACUUUUGACAGGUUUUUGUCUUGCAAUUGGUAUAUUUGUUAUAUCAUGUGUGGUCUACGCAUCAAAAUUCAGACCUGUAACUGUGGAUAUGGUCAGUGAAGAUAUGGGUAUUCACAAAGAUCAAUCAAAUGGAGGUUUAGGUAUUUUAAGAGAUUCUCGUCGACCACGUGAAUCAACAACUAAUGCACAUGAUUGGGUUUGGCUUGGUCGUGCGACAAUGGAUCGAUCUAUGACUUCGCAAGAUAUUGAAUCGCGCGAUGCAAAAAUGAGGAUAACAAGUAAUCCCUUACCUCAGAAUUAUAUUGAUCCAGAUGAUGCAGUCUUACAAAUGAAUAGUUUUGAUAAUCCAAAUGCUAUUGAAUUACCAACCAAAUCAAAUGGACCAAUUAACAGCGAGACAUAUACAAAAAAGGAUCGGAGAAGUUAUCAUAGUGAUACAACACCACCACCUUUACCUCCUCACGGAAUCAAUGUAGAUUAUCGGCCCCCUGUACCUCCUCACCGAAAUAUUGGUGUAACAGCGAAUAUAAACAACUCGGGAAGUCAAGCACGACCAAUUCCUGAAAUACCUCGGCGUUAUAAACAUGCGAGAAAUGGAAGUAAUGCUCAAAAUCGACGCUCUAAUGGAAGUAACAGUGCUCUUCCACAUGAUAUUCAGAUCCAUCAAUCUGAUCAUCGAUCAUCACUUCAAUCUAAUCCUGGCCACAGCUUAAAUUUUACUCAGCAACAAAUCAAUGCAGCAUUGUUCAAUUCCAAUUCUCCAUCUUACUCAGUUCAGCCAAUAGAAAUUGGAAAUGAACAUUAUCAAAAUCAAGAGUUACAUAUGGCUGAAAUUUUAGUGGAUUCCACAAAUGGACAACAAAGAAGUGCAUUUCAAUUUGAUACAAUUACACCAAAGAAGAAGAAUUUGUCACCAAAAGUGACAACACAUAGUGAUAACGCACUGGCAGAUUUUAAUGACGCUCCUCUUUCUUCUGUAAUGCUUGACUCAGGAAUUGAACUUUCCCAAGCUUCAACAACAAACGAAAUAUCAAAGACCAAAGAUGAUUUCCAUUUACCAAAACUUUAUUGCAGAACUAAUCAUAUAGAUGGAGAAACAUUAAAUUCAACGAUAAAAUCAAAUUCUGAAUCAAGUUCAGAUGAUAACGGAGGCUUUAUUUCCCCAGAAGAUCAAGAGCCAAAGAGUCAUCGAGUGAAACGUGCCACAGUUGUUGGUAAUCCAAUGUUUUCAUCAGUGAGUCAGGAUAGUGAACUUGAGGGACCUGUCGAGAGUCUAGGUUUAGAUGAUCUGGAAAUGGAUUAUGAUCAGAUUAUGCACUAUUUUGACAAUUUAAAGGUGAAUAAGAAAUAAUUUUCAACGCUUUUAUGCUUCCGCAUAAUAUUAUAAUUCUAUGAACAAGCUUAAAAGUUAAAGAUAUCAGAAAAUAAUAUAACCUUUAAAUCAAAGCUGGAAAAAAUAAGAAAAAAAUCAACUUUUUAUUACAGGAAUCAAAUGCCUGAGUUCAAGAGAUCAUCUCAAAGAUUCGCGAAAUCCUAUUAUCCUUUCAGCAACAAUAUCGAAGUAUAGCUUUGUCGUCUUCAACAACGCCUGUACAUAAGCUGAUUAAAAACUCUAUCGAUGAACAGUGUGUAAUUAAUAUUGAAGUAAAUCAGUGAAUUGUUUUGAGGCUUUUUUAAAAUACUACCUUAUCUAAAAGUGCAAAAUGAUACUAAAUGCAGUUUUUACUUUUAAUAAGAAUAGUUAAGAAAGAUUAGACCUUCAGACCUUUAACAAAUACUGUCUUAAUAGCGGUUGCCAUUAAUUGUUGUUAUGUGAAAGUAAAAAAAGUCAAGAGUAGCGAUACAGUCUGUUUUAUGAACAAGAAUUUUUAAAAUUCUCUUUUUUCUACAAUGGAAUGUGUAAGUAUGACAACUUCUGUU